Molecule: messenger RNA, 606 nt
Organism: Strongylus vulgaris
Lineage: Eukaryota; Metazoa; Nematoda; Chromadorea; Rhabditida; Strongylidae
Source: the annotation of a GenBank genome assembly
AUGUAUCUUAUCGCUAUCAUUGAAUUGUCGCUGAUGAAAUGCUUGUGCAGUCUAUUUCAUUUUACGAAUUCUAGGCCUAACGUGAUGUCCCCUCUCCGAGUACUCGUCACCGGUGCUGCCGGCCAAAUCGGCUACUCUCUUGUGCUCCAAAUCGCCAAGGGAGAUGUCUUCGGAAAGGACACCCCAAUUGUUCUUGUCAUGCUCGACAUUCCUCCUAUGGCUACUGUAUUGGAAGGAGUACAGUUUGAACUGCAGGACUGUGCCCUGCCAAACUUGCACGGUGUUGAGUGUGUAACCUCUGAAAAGGAAGCCUUCACUGGUAUCGAUUAUGCUUUCCUUGUUGGAGCUAUGCCUCGAAAAGAGGGUAUGGAACGAAAAGAUCUCCUUGCUGCCAAUGUGAAAAUUUUCAAAUCACAGGGCAAAGCUUUGGCUGAAUACGCUAAGCCGACCACUAAGGUUAUCGUUGUUGGUAACCCAGCCAACACCAACGCCUUCAUCUGCGCCAAGUAUGCUGCGCCGAAAGUACCCGCUCGUAACUUCUCCGCCAUGACCAGACUUGACCACAAUCGUGCCACCGCUCAGGUACUUAAAAUCCUAAAAUUUUAA